CUCCUGCGCACAGCCAAGUCAGGAAACGACUGGGGUCCAAGUGAACUUCACGCCUAUAACAUCCGAGUCGAGUUCCAAGACGCAAUCGCUUUCUUUGGUGUUAACCCGUUGCCACACCCAGCAGUCGCUGACGAAGUCCUUCACAAUCUGGCUGCUACCGAUAUGGUCGACGAUAACAAUUAUAAACUCUUACGCUAUAUGGAUUUCGCAAUGGAUCCUGUCCCUGCUCAGGAGUCCGCUGUGGACGGUUUUGUCGUAUUUCUGUUGUCGCUGUUGGGUUAUGUACCGCGAGAGAAGAUGGCGCGCGCACGCACCGAUAUUCCACUGCUUAUCUGUGGAGAAAGUCGCCAUGCAACAACCGAUGUUUGCAUCGUGUAUGCCGAUGACAAUUUACUCCUCGUUCAAGAGGAUAAGCGACAUAAAGAACCAAAGGAUCCAGAACCGCAGCUUAUAGCUGAGGCAAUUGCAGCGUUCCAGUCCAAUAACGCCAGGCGAACCCAUGUCCUUGGUCAAAAUCCUAUCCCUGUCGAGACGAUUCCGGGAAUUACCCUAAAGGGUUCUUCACCUAUAUUCUACAAGAUUCCCAUAACCACUGAACUCGCAGAAAGUGUCGCACUUGGGCUCUACCCUGCUGCACCUACCAUUGUGUAUGCGCAUCUCCCCAAGCUUCCUCGCCCUGCCCGUCGUCUGAGCGAGGGUAUGAGACCCUUGGAUAUAGCCAUCAUUCUUUCUUGUUAUGAAGCAUUCAAGAUAUUUAUUAACUAG
Molecule: messenger RNA, 765 nt
Organism: Desarmillaria tabescens
Lineage: Eukaryota; Fungi; Basidiomycota; Agaricomycetes; Agaricales; Physalacriaceae
Exons: 2
Source: RefSeq, a predicted model, not a curated record